GUCAGCGGCCCCUGUAGAGACUCUGUUGGCUCUUCUUCUCAAAAUCCUGAAUCGCGUCAGACAACGUGUAAACUCUUGUGAUUAUUUCAGCAGUGUAACAGGUAAAACAGCAGACACUGAGCAGCGCUGCAGACCCAAAGAAACCGCACAAAUGUCCGUAAGUGGGUUUGAAUCGCUGGAGACCUCUCUGGAGUCGCACCUGCCAGAGGCCGAGCUCGCAGAGGUUAAACGCAUUUUGUUCGGAAGGGAGACAAAGAAGUUGGCCCUCCCCGAAAGCGCUUUGCAUGCAGCCUCUGAGCGUAACUUUGAGCUGAAGGGUUACAUGUUUGAAGCUGGACAGGAACAGCUGAGGCCACCCAGAAGGAUCCGUGUGGGACUCAUUCAGAACUGCAUUGUUCUGCCCACUGAUGCCCCCGUCUUGGACCAGAUCAAUGCCAUGCAUAGUCGAAUUGGUGAAAUGGUUGAGGUAGCAGCCAUGUGCGGGGUAAACAUUGUCUGCUUUCAGGAGACCUGGAACAUGCCCUUUGCUUUCUGCACCCGCGAGAAAGAACCAUGGACCGAGUUUGCAGAGACUGCUGAAGAAGGAAUGACCACGCGCUUCUGCCAAGAGCUGGCCAGAAAGUACAACAUGGUAGUUGUUUCUCCAAUUUUGGAGCGAGAAGAGCCGCACAACACUCUGUGGAACACAGCGGUGGUGAUCUCCAACUCUGGAAAUGUGCUGGGAAAGAGCAGGAAGAACCAUAUUCCCAGGAUUGGAGACUUUAAUGAGUCUACAUAUUAUAUGGAGGGCAACACUGGCCACACAGUGUUCCAGACACAGUUUGGGAAGAUAGCGGUGAAUAUCUGCUACGGGCGGCAUCACCCUCUCAACUGGUUCAUGUACAGCAUGAAUGGAGCCGAAAUCAUCUUUAACCCCUCAGCUACUGUUGGAGCUCUGAGUGAACCAAUGUGGCCUAUAGAGGCCAGGAAUGCAGCAAUAGCUAACCACUGUUUCACUUGUGCAAUCAACCGUGUUGGGACGGAACAUUUCAAAAGUGAAUUCACAUCUGGUGAUGGAAAAAAAGCCCACCAUGACUUUGGACACUUCUAUGGAUCCAGUUAUGUGGCUGCUCCUGACGGCAGCCGCACCCCGGGGCUCUCUAGGACCUGUGACGGACUACUGGUGGUAGAAAUGGAUCUCAACCUGAACAGACAAAUCAGCGACAAAUGGAGUUUCAAGAUGACUGGGCGGUAUGCUGAGUAUGCAGAGGAACUCGCCAAGGCUGUCAGACAUGACUUCAAACCAAACAUAGUAAAAGAGUAGAUGAUAUUCCACUAUAGUCCUUAAAUGUAUGAAACACACCAAGCUAAGGCCGUUUCUUUUUGUUUAACAUUCUGUGUUUGUCAGAUUGGUUCCACUGUGUUGUUUCCAUCACUUUAUCACAGAAAAGCAAUUUCAAAGUCAAACAAAGGGCCUGUUCAUUAUAGGUGAUAACGAACUCAUUUUAAGAUUGAUUAAAGAAAGACUUUAGCAGCUGAAUGUAUAGAGGGUAUGCGUUGACACUUCCCCUUCCGGAACACGCUGGACUGAGUGGCAAAAUAUCUGUUACCAUGGCUGCAUUUAGCAAACCAAGAGUAAAACAAGUGAUUAUUUGCAUAAAUUAAAGGCAUUCGGACUCGACGGUGAUCCUUACUGCUUACCAAGGAACCAGUGAUCCAGCUCUUUCCCACUUUAGAUGUGAUGUUUGUGUUUUAGCUGAUUCAAGCUAACACUGCUGCUCAUCUUUCUGCCACUCAGUGAGUGUAACUGCGUUCUGUGACAUCAUGCGCAUACCCUCUAUUGAAUUGACCAAGGGUUUGUUUUAUUGCAUAUGAAUUCAACUUUUAUAAAUUUAUAUAAUAUGUAAAAUAAGUUAAUAAAAAGUUGAUAUCAUUAAUUUAAA
Micropterus salmoides (largemouth bass) is the source of this 1922-nucleotide messenger RNA. RefSeq names its product ureidopropionase, beta (gene upb1). Lineage: Eukaryota; Metazoa; Chordata; Actinopteri; Centrarchiformes; Centrarchidae. Gene Ontology annotation, molecular function: beta-ureidopropionase activity. The record is from RefSeq and is a predicted model, not a curated record. The coding region runs from base 152 to 1303 and encodes 383 amino acids. The transcript has 10 exons.